Lactuca virosa is the source of this 609-nucleotide messenger RNA. The record is from the annotation of a GenBank genome assembly. Lineage: Eukaryota; Viridiplantae; Streptophyta; Magnoliopsida; Asterales; Asteraceae.
AUGCUUUCCAAUGUCCUAAGUCUAUUAACUUCUUCUCCAAAUUCAAAGUUGAGUCACGUGACGUUGCAAACAGGCACAAAGCAAUAUGUUGGACCGAUUACUGACUCAGUCAUUUCAACUCAACUCGUCCCCCAUGAACCACCCUUUAGAGAAGAUUACGCUAGACUUCCAUUUCCAAACUUUUACCAUGAUUUGGAAGAUAUUAUAUAUUCAUACUACAAAGCAUUCACCUAUUCUAUACACCGUCCUUCCAUAAUCAUUGGUGCAUCUUCAAGAAGUAGCUAUAAUUUCCUUCUUACGCUCUCCGUUUAUGCACUAGUGUGCAAACACGAAAACUACCCAUGCAGGUAUUUCGGUAACAAGUACACUUGGGGCCACUUUUGUGAAUUAUCUGAUGCUAGACUAAUAACGGAGCAGCAGAUAUGGGCAUCAACGACAAAGUGCGCUAAGAAUCAAGCUUUUAAUUGCACAAACGGUGAUAUGUUUACAUGGAAAAGUAUGUGGAUAGUGCUUUGUGAUGUAUUUGAAAUUGAGUUUGUGCCAUUCGAUGAGAAAGACAAGUUCGAUUGUGUCGACUUCAUGAAAGACAAAAGGAGUGGUUUGGGAUAG